Molecule: messenger RNA, 1167 nt
Organism: Micromonas pusilla CCMP1545
Lineage: Eukaryota; Viridiplantae; Chlorophyta; Mamiellophyceae; Mamiellales; Mamiellaceae
Exons: 1
Coding region: 1-1167 (388 amino acids)
Source: RefSeq, a predicted model, not a curated record
AUGGCGUCUUUCGCGCUCGCCCGCGCUUGCCCCGCGGCGGUCGCUCGCGCGACCGCGCCCGCGCGCGAUCGGCGCGGCAGAUCCGAGCCGUUCGCGCUCGCGACGACGACGACGACGACGACGACGACGACGACGACGCGCGCGGUCCCGACGUCCGCGUCCCUUCGCUCGCGUGCGCUGAGCACGCGUGCGCUGAGCACGCGUGCGCUGAGCACGUCGUCGCGAACCCGCGGCGCGGUGACCGCGUCCGCGUCGUCCGCGACCGCGUCGCCGUCGAGCGGGGACGGCGACGCGAAAGACUUCAAAGACUGGCUGGAGACGUUCCGCAAGGCGAAGUGGGACGAAGCCCCGAAGUCGUGGCGGGAGUUCAUGGCCACGAAAGUCGCCGCCGCGGUCGUGGAAGUCGACGUCGCGAACGACCGCGUGAACGCGAAAGAGGUGGAGGGGAUCGGUCUGAACGUCCCGAAGGACGGCGCGGAGGCGAAGGAGCGCGUGAAGAGCAAUCUCAUUUACUACCGCCAAAACUACGCCAUCGUCGUGGCGUCCUACGUCGCGAUCGCGCAGCUGUUCGUGAAGCCGGCGAUGACGCUGUGCGUGCUGUGCUUGGGCGCCGCCGCGGCGUGCGCGAGCGAUACGCUGCUCGGCGAGCUCGCGCUCGCGUCGAAGGACAAGCUGAAAUGGAACGCGAAAGUCGUCGCCGGCGUGGACCGGACUCAGGCGCGACAGGCGCUGCUCGUCAUCGCCGGGAUCGGCGCGCUCACGUCGCUGAAAUACUCGUGGGGGUACCUCAUCAUGAACGUCGUGUACGGCAUCGCGCUGUCGCUGACGCACGCGAUCCUUCGGCCGAUCGAUUUGAAGUCGACGCUGAGUAACUUGUGGAGAGACGUGAAAAACGUCGCGACGAAGGAAGAAGCCGCGGCGGCGGCGAAGAAGGCGGUGAAAGGGAUGAAGUCCUGGUGGAGCAACCGACGACCGAACGAGCCGACGCCCGUGGUCGUCGCGGUGAAGGACGAUCCGAUGAACCCGGGGGGCUUCCAAGACGCGGCGAGGAACGCGGCGCGGCGGCAGCGCGAGCAGAGGGAGAGAGAGAACGACGGCGCGGUGGACGCGGAUGGGUGGACGAAGGCGGACUCGAGAGGGGAGCUCCCGCCGCCGAGCAAGCGAUGA